Messenger RNA from Podarcis muralis (Common wall lizard), 1260 nucleotides. It is a transcript of the gene ORMDL2, whose product is annotated as ORMDL sphingolipid biosynthesis regulator 2. The record is from RefSeq and is a predicted model, not a curated record. Lineage: Eukaryota; Metazoa; Chordata; Lepidosauria; Squamata; Lacertidae. Gene Ontology annotation, cellular component: endoplasmic reticulum membrane.
GAGGAAUCGUUUCCUGGAGACCGCCUGCCGGCGGAAGCAGAAGCAGGAAGAAGCGCUGCUUUCGGGUGCCUCGCCUUGUCCCUCCCUUGCGAAGAAGAGACGCCGCCGCCGCCGCGGAACCAGCCGCCAUGAAUGUUGGCGUGGCCCACAGUGAGGUGAAUCCCAACACCCGAGUGAUGAACAGCAAAGGCAUUUGGCUGGCUUAUAGCAUCUCAGUGGUUCUCCUCCACAUCAUUCUUCUCAGCAUCCCCUUCUUUAGCGUUCCUGUGGUUUGGACUCUGACCAAUGUCAUCCAUAACUUGGCAAUGUAUUGGCUCCUACACACAGUGAAAGGAACCCCCUUUGAAACACCAGACCAGGGCAAGGAUCGCCUCCUCACACACUGGGAGCAGAUUGACUAUGGCACACAGUGGACGUCCUCUCGCAAAUUCCUAAGCAUCUCACCAAUUGUCCUCUACAUCUUGACCAGCUUUUAUACCAAAUAUGACCCUGUGCACUUCAUAAUCAACACUAGCUCCUUGCUGAGCGUCCUCUUGCCCAAACUACCCCUGUUCCAUGGCGUGCGCAUCUUUGGUAUCAACAAGUACUGAAAGCAGUCGGAAUAUUGACUCUUCCCGAAAGAAACAGCUCUUAACUGCAAAAUCCUGAUGGCAAUGCUGCAGUCACAUCAUCUGAAGCUCCAGAGAACCAUGCAUUAACUUGGGUGGGCUAGCAGGGAGAGUGUCAGCUGUCCACAGAGCUAAGCAGUAUUGAGUUUUGCUUCUUGCUACGGGAUAGAACCCAUUCUCCAUGCGGCUAGUCUACAAUUAGACCGGCACCUCUUCUGCUGGAAAAGACUGAAUCCUUAGGAGGGCAUGAAAUCUCCAGGACGUCCCCUGCAAGACUUCUACUUGAGCUGUUUGUAAUGGGUGCCUGAGACGAGCUUCCGGGAGAUACAGCUGUUCUGUGUAAACCUUUUCUGUUUUUAUAGAAUUCUGUCACACGAAAGUGUUUAUGGGGUGGUUGUUUUCAGGGUGGGAGGGCCGGGGAACUCUUACGAAAGAAGUGAACUGUCAUGCUGCGCUGACUGUAGUUCCUGAUUCUGCUCCAUGGUUCCCUUUUUUUGGUUCAUUGGCACUCAAGUGCAAAUCCUUGAGUCCACCACAUAACCUGGCUACUGUUUUCAAAAGAGGUUUCUAAUCCUUCUGGUUAUAAAGGAGAAAUGCAAGACCGUGCUAGUGGUCCAGCAGUAAAUUAAAAAUACAGGUUUUGUCAACGUUC